Messenger RNA from Thunnus maccoyii (southern bluefin tuna), 1912 nucleotides. Its product is annotated as sialic acid-binding Ig-like lectin 12. The transcript is spliced from 8 exons. Bases 145 to 1530 code for a protein of 461 amino acids. The record is from RefSeq and is a predicted model, not a curated record. NCBI's taxonomy places the organism in Eukaryota, Metazoa, Chordata, Actinopteri, Scombriformes, Scombridae.
UUUAAAUUGCAAAAGCUAAAAAGGGAAGUCGGUCAGUUUGUCUGUUGCAUCACAGCUCAGCUUAAUAAACUGAAAGAUUUCACUUGAAUUCACCAGUCAAAGGAUCUUACUGCUGCUCUGUUUUUGAUGUGAGCUUGUUGGGUGAUGAGAUUCAUGGCAGCCCUGUCUACAAAGAUGUUGACAGACAACAUGUUACUGAGUGUCUUCUUUCUUACAGGUGCUUUGGCUGCUUGUCCUCAUAUUUCACACCUCUUCAUUACUGCACCGCUGGAGAUGGAAGCACUGAGUGGAUCUUGUUUGCAAAUCCCGUGUAACUUUAGUGCUGCACCGGGACAAACAUUUGAUGGCAGGAGAACAACCAUUGGAGUGUGGAUUAAAAAUGACCACAAUUUUAAAAGCUAUCCAAGAAAUGUGAUUUUCAACAGUGGUCAGACAGUUAACACCUAUCCAAUGAACAUUACUGGAAACCUGAGUCAGAAUGACUGCACCACUCUGUUUUCCAGUUUAAACACAACAUAUACAGACAGAUACUACUUCAGAAUUGAGGGCAAUGGAUUCAUGGCAACAGCUGUUUGUGAUCCUGUUCAAAUAACAGUCAAAGAUUCUCCUCCGAGCCCCAGAAUUGAAAUCUCAGGUGAGCUGAAGGAGAAGGAGUCUGUCACUAUAACCUGCUCAGCUUUCACUCCCUGUCCACACUCCCCUCCUAAACUCACCUGGAAUCUCCAACAAGACGCUCACAACAAAAUAGAGGAAAACGCAAAUCGAACCUUUACGACUAAAAUCCAGACGACCAUCACUCUGUCUGACAAGCACGACGGAUACAACAUCACCUGUUCUUCCAGCUACUCUGUGAAUGAAGGACAAAAUGCUAAGUCAGCAAAGGAAAAAGUGACUCUCAGUGUUUCAUAUGCUCCCAAAGACACCUCAGUGAGGAUCAGUCCAUCAGGUUUGGUGUCACCAGGUAGCUGGGUGAACCUGACCUGCUCCAGCAGAGCCAAACCUGCUGCCAACUUCACCUGGUACAAGAUCAGCAAAGAUGGAACCAUGAAAGUAUCUGAAGGAGACUUUUACAGCUUCAAUGUGACAGAUGGAGGAGUUUAUCACUGUGUGGCCACAAAUGAUCUUGGUAAUCAGACGUCAGAGAUCGAUCUGCCUAUUAAAGGAAAUGGGUCUUUGAAGCUGGGGGCACUUCUUGGAGGAAUCUUUGUGAUCAUCAUACUCAUCUGCCUGGUUGUCUGUGUGUGCACUCUCAUGUUUUUCAAGCGGUCCAAGUCAACGCAUCCAACUCCACAACAGACUGAGAGUCAAACAGGUGAAGAAAAGCCAGCUACAACAGAAGAAGAACAGAUCCAUUAUGGAGAGAUCAGCUUCUCCAAGCGGAGACCUGGACCAUCCUCUGACUCAGCGCAGGACAGUGGACAGCAGCAGGAUACAGUGUAUGCACAGGUCAAAGCAUCCAAGCCAACAAACAGCUUAGCACAGACUGUGGACGGCCCAGAGGACCUGUAUGCUACAGUGAAGAAAAAAUGAGAGUUGUUUUGUUGUUUAAAGACAGAUUACACUUGAGUACAAUUCCUAUUAAACAUUACUUUAAUUUUUAUUCUUACAAGAUGUUAUUUAUGUCACUUAUGUCAGAAAAAGAUACUGGAGCCUGGACAGAAAAAUUGUACUUUCACUGUAGUAGUAUAAAUGAAUGAAUAUGACACCAGGAGCAGUUCAGCACACACAGCAGCAGCGUAGCACACAAGAUUAGAUUUAAAUUUAAGAUGUUUUUCUAACAAGGUGUGAAGUAUUUAUUUUAGGAAACAAUGAUCGUCUCUGCUCUGUCUGUGUGACCUAUCCAGACAGAAUCAGCAACAUCCUGAGCAACCUCUUGUACAAACCUUUUUUCCUGUUCCUCAAAAUAAAUUUU